Messenger RNA from Folsomia candida, 1193 nucleotides. RefSeq names its product brachyurin. NCBI's taxonomy places the organism in Eukaryota, Metazoa, Arthropoda, Collembola, Entomobryomorpha, Isotomidae. The record is from RefSeq and is a predicted model, not a curated record. The transcript has 3 exons. Gene Ontology annotation, biological process: proteolysis. The coding region runs from base 44 to 1012 and encodes 322 amino acids. Gene Ontology annotation, molecular function: serine-type endopeptidase activity.
UAAUCGCACCAAAUAAGUUGUCACUUACCUUACCACAACCAAAAUGGUCACAUUAAACAAUCUCAUGGUCCAAAUUGUCCUCGUAAUAUAUUUAGUGACCCUCAUCGACAAUGCUUCAUCCCAAACCAACAAUUCUUUGCCCUCCGAAAAAUCCUUUUAUCCAAAAGGUCGUCACUGCAAUGGCCCUCGCCCACACCGGCUCUGUCGUCGUACCACCGUACCACCAAAACCAGUUCCUACUCAGCCUUCUUGUUCCUGCGGGGUGUCAUCUCCCCAAAAAAGUAGUCGAAUUGUGGGUGGAUCGCUGGCCAAACUUGGCGAAUUCCCAUGGCGUUGCAUCUUCAACGGGAACGUAUCUAGGACUUUUUGCACUUGUACUAUCAUCUCGGCCAGUUGGGUGAUGACCGCGGCCCACUGCAUGGACCCCCUCGUCCCAUCCGACACUCUUAUCGUCGACGUGGGCGACUUGGACUUUACAACUACAUCGGAAGCAGAGAACGUCGUGAUUGAGGUGGACAGAUUCGUUAGGCAUCCCACGUACGACAAUAAAACCGUGAGAGGCGACAUUGCCUUAGUCCAUCUCAAAACGCCAAUCACAUUCACCCCAACGAUCCAGCCGGUUUGUUUACCCUUCUCCUUAGUCGGCCAAAACCUCGUGGGACGCAGGGUUACAGUGUCGGGAUGGGGAUCCACCACCGACUUAUUAGGCCCCGCUUCACCAAAGUUGAUGAAAGCUGAUGUGACUGUAGUAUCGAAUAGUGUAUGCAGAAGCUUUCUCGGACCAAGCUUUCCUCAAAGUAAGAUUUGCACGAGAGAAAUUGGAAAAUCUGUCUGCAGUGGGGACUCUGGCGGCGGUAUUGACCUUGUAACCAAUGAGAGGUCUUAUACCGUGGGGGUGAGUAGCUCUGUUAUCAAUGGAUGCAAUAGCAAUUCGCCAAAUGUGUUUACUAGAGUGGCAAGCUAUUUGGAUUGGAUUGUUUCUACAACUGGAGAGCAAUUCUGCCAAGCAUAAAAUGCAUGGAUUAGUCAAACUGACAACUGAAACUUGAUAUAUUUUUUGUUGUAAACCUUAAAUAUCGGUUUUUAUAUUACUUAUAGUACUAGCAAAGCAUAAUAAAACUACGAUACAAUUCAAGCCUGUAUUUUGAAUGCUUGGUUUGAGACAAUUCAAUAAAAAAUUGUAUGCUGCAUAA